AUGGCUACCUCCCCCAACAAGAAGAUUCGUGAAGCCUCGCAACUAGAUCAACUGAAGCAGUUUACUACUGUAGUAGCCGACACGGGCGACUUUGAACAGAUUAACAAAUACAAGCCACAGGAUGCCACUACGAACCCUUCGCUACUGUUCAAGGCUGCACAGAUGGAGCAGUAUGCCGCUCUUGUGGACGAUGCUGUCGCAUAUGGAAAGGAUCUAUCGGCUGACAUGUCUGAGAAAGAACGUCUCGGCUAUGUCAUUGAUAAGCUGUCUGUGAACUUCGGUCUGGAGAUUCUUAAAAUUGUACCAGGCUACGUGUCAACCGAGGUGGACGCUCGUCUCAGCUUCGACACGGACGCGACAAUUGCGCGUGCCCAUCGCAUCAUUGAGCUGUACGAGAAGGCUGGUAUUAAGAAGAAUCGCAUUCUUAUUAAGAUUGCUAGCACGUGGGAGGGCAUUCAGGCCUGCAAGCAAUUGCAGAAGGAGGGUAUCUCGUGUAACAUGACGUUGCUUUUCGGGUUUGCCCAGGCCGUGGGAUGUGCUGAGGCUGGCGCUACUCUCAUUUCGCCAUUUGUGGGUCGUAUUCUGGACUGGCACAAGGCUAAAACCGGCAAGUCCAGCUACGAAUCUCACGAGGACCCUGGUGUAGUGUCCGUGACCAAGAUCUACCAGUACUACAAGAAGUAUGAUUACAAAACUAUUGUCAUGGGUGCUAGCUUCCGUAACACCGGCGAGAUCACCGAACUUGCUGGCUGCGAUCGUCUGACUAUCUCUCCUGGUCUCUUGGAGGAGCUUACCAAGUCUAGCAGCAAGCUUGACAAGAAACUGGACCCCGAGACGGCCGCCAAGGCAUAUGCAGGAGAGAAGGUUUCCUAUGACGAGAAGGACUUUCGUUUGAGUAUGAACGAGGAUGCUAUGGCCACCGAGAAGCUUGCCGAGGGUAUCCGCGGCUUUAGCGCCGAUUUUGUCAAGCUCGAGCAGAUCCUCAAGACGAAACUUAGUGCUUAA
Messenger RNA from Peronospora belbahrii, 1005 nucleotides. The record is from the annotation of a GenBank genome assembly. NCBI's taxonomy places the organism in Eukaryota, Oomycota, Peronosporomycetes, Peronosporales, Peronosporaceae.